GGAAUUACAAUGUUGAAAGAAGCAGCAAAUGGCGGGUUAGCUGUGGGUCAAACAUUACUUGGUAAAUUUUAUGAAAAUGAAGGAAAUUAUAAAGAGGCUGUUAAAUUUUAUUAUGAGGCUGCCAAGCAAAAUCGCGGAUAUUAUAGCCAUGUUGCACAAUAUCGUCUAAACAAAUUGGAUGAUGAAAACCAUGUUCAUAAAGAUGAAAAUAUUGCAGAUAUUAAAAAGUUGUAUAAAAAAGAAUUAAAAUAUUACUAUCAUGAUAAUGAGGCUAUUCUUGAAAAUGUUAAAUAG
This is a messenger RNA of Funneliformis mosseae, 294 nucleotides long. Lineage: Eukaryota; Fungi; Glomeromycota; Glomeromycetes; Glomerales; Glomeraceae. The record is from the annotation of a GenBank genome assembly.